This is a messenger RNA of Phanerochaete carnosa HHB-10118-sp, 159 nucleotides long. RefSeq lists its product as uncharacterized. Lineage: Eukaryota; Fungi; Basidiomycota; Agaricomycetes; Polyporales; Phanerochaetaceae. The record is from RefSeq and is a predicted model, not a curated record. The transcript has 3 exons. Bases 1 to 159 code for a protein of 52 amino acids.
AUGGCUUUGGCCUGCUUGCGACCUACUUGCGUGGCCACUCGAAUUGCCUUUGUCCAGCAGAACUUUGAUGUCUUCCUCGGCUAUGUCAGCAGGGCCGCAGACCACUUUGACUCAAGCUACGCCCUCCGCGAGGUCCCAACGGACACCAACGGUGUCUAG